This is a messenger RNA of Schistocerca americana (American grasshopper), 1959 nucleotides long. RefSeq lists its product as uncharacterized. Lineage: Eukaryota; Metazoa; Arthropoda; Insecta; Orthoptera; Acrididae. Gene Ontology annotation, molecular function: single-stranded DNA endonuclease activity; metal ion binding; RNA endonuclease activity. The transcript has 4 exons. The record is from RefSeq and is a predicted model, not a curated record. The coding region runs from base 1 to 1959 and encodes 652 amino acids. Gene Ontology annotation, biological process: apoptotic DNA fragmentation. Gene Ontology annotation, cellular component: nucleus; mitochondrial inner membrane.
AUGGAAGCCUACAAUUAUCUAAGAGAGCACACAACAGAUAAAGGGACAAGAGUCUGCGUGGGAAUUAUCUUGCUCACAGAACGUUGCCUUGACAUUAUAUCUUCGGUGACAGCGACGCGCGUGUCCGGCACGACGUUCUCGGUGGACGGGCGCAGCUACGCGCUGAGCGACCUGAAGUGCAGCUCCCUCCCAGACAGUUCGCAACGUGGCGCACAGCAGACCUGUGGCGCCUCUGCCGGCGUCUACCCGCUACUGCAGAUCGGCUUCGAGCUAUCUACCGGUUUUGUCAAGCUCAUCGACAUCUGCUUCGAUGAUACGCGACUGACUUCGCUCUAUGUGUCCGGUAAUUUCAAUAUGGCGAGAGGCCAUCUGUCUACCAAGGCCGACUGGAUGUUCAGCUCGCAGCAGACCGCCACCUUCUGGUUCCUCAACGCGGCACCUCAGUGGCAGACCUUCAAUGGUACCAACUGGGAAACGGUGGAGAGCAACGUACGCUACUGCGCGAGCAAGAAAGGUGCCGACCUGACAGUAUACACUGGAACCUACGGCGUCGCCACACUGCCCAACGUGGACGGCGUGGAGACAGAGCUGUACCUGGUGGCUGACACCAAGCAGAUCCCCGUGCCGAAGCUGUACUGGAAGUUGGUGCACGACGCAGCCAACGACGCGGGCGAGGCUCUGAUCGGUAUCAACAAUCCCUAUGUUUCCGCCCCUAGAGACGACUACUACCUGUGUCCCGACGUGUGCAGCAAACUCAGCUGGGUCACUUGGGAAUCCAACGACCAGACGAAAGGUUUCAGCUAUUGCUGUGAAGUCAGUUGCUCCGUGGACGUGAACGGAUCCGAGAUGCCCGACCCGCAGCCGCUGCUGCUGAAACCCGGCGGCAGCAAAGACGUGCACGGCUUCGUCACGCCGGACUCCUCGGGGGUGAUCUCGCUCAGCCGGAACGAGCAGAUCGUAGUCGCCUGCCCCGACAACAGCCUCCAGGCCACCGGGCAGUCGCAGGCGACGGCCUACUGCGUCUCGGGCUCCACCUUCUCCAUCGACGGGCGAUCGUACGACUUCGCCGACCUCAGCUGCCGAUCCCAGCCGAAGCCGUCAGGCCAGAAAACGGGCAGCUCGUGCGGAAGCAGCGGUCAGUACCAAGUGAUCCAGCUAGGCUUCCAGGUCGGCGCCGACUUCUACACGCUGAUCGACGCCUGCUUCGACGAUCGUUCCUACAACACGGUGUACGACCACUCCACGAUGAUCGCCGAAAUGGGGGGCAGGCAGAGCGGUUUUGACCGGCCCGAUUGGUUGGACGGCGGCUUCUUCGGCGACAUCGACGUGGAUAACCAGUACAAACGUGCCACACAGAUUCAGACGGUCGGCACGCUGCUGGGGUCCAGUCAACUGGGGUCCAAGUACAUCUCUGAAACCAGUGACUACUUCCUUUCCAGGGGACACCUCAGUGCUAAGGCCGAUUUCAUUCUCGGCGCGCUGGAGUAUGCCUCAUUUUUGUACGUGAAUGCUGCGCCGCAGUGGCAAACGUUCAACGGUGGCAACUGGAACACCUUGGAAAACAAUGUACGUUCCUACGUUUCGAACAACGAGGUAGAACUGGAAAUCUACACGGGUACGCACGGCAUCACGACGCUGCCGGACGUGAACAAUGUCGAGACGGAGUUGUAUCUUUAUGCUGACGGCAGCAAGUACAUUCCAGUUCCAAAGAUCUUCUGGAAGAUCGUGUACGACGCUAACACUAAGGCAGCUGUGGUGUUCGUGGGCGUAAACAAUCCGUACAUUGAGAACCCUGGCUCUGACUACUACGUCUGCACAGACGUAUGCAGCAAGAUCAGCUGGAUAUCCUGGAAGGCCACGGACCAGGAGAAGGGCUACUCGUAUUGCUGCGAGUACGCAGACUUCAAGAACGCCGUGGCCGACGCACCCAGCCUCGGCGUCAACUCUCUGCUUACCUAA